AUGUCUAAAAUUAAAAAUUCUUUGUUUGAUAGUAUCUUUUUAGAAACACAUAGCGAAUUGGAAACUUUAAACGAUGAACUAAAUAAGCUUUAUGAAGUUUAUCAGACCAAUAAUUUAAAGGAUGAUAGUAAUAGUGACGAUAAUAUAGAUAACAAGAAUGAAAGUAUAAUGUUCGAAGAAGGUCAAGAAGAUAAUGCAAAUAACAAUAUAACAUCAAAAGAAGUUCAAGAAGAUGAUGUAAAUGAUAUUUUUACUUCAAGACAAAUCGAAGAGUUUAAAAAAAUUUAUAUACUCAAACCUAUACAGGCAUUUAUUAAAAAUGAAAGCAAGUCUUCAACAAGAUUAAAAAACAGGAUGAUGAGGCGUAUUUAA
Cetraspora pellucida is the source of this 372-nucleotide messenger RNA. Lineage: Eukaryota; Fungi; Glomeromycota; Glomeromycetes; Diversisporales; Gigasporaceae. The record is from the annotation of a GenBank genome assembly.